ACCAUCACCAUCCCACCCCACCCUACCCCUUCUCUUCAAGGAAAACAACCAUACAAACCUCCAAUCAUGAGUUACUCAACUUUCCAUAACCACAAAACCUCCCAACAAAAACAACACAAACACACCACCAAGAGACUCACUGAGGAUCAAGUGAGACUCUUGGAAUCAAAUUUUGACUCCACCAAAAAGCUCGAUCCGGAGCGAAAACAACAACUUUCUCGGCAGCUUGGCAUCCCUCCAAGACAAAUAGCCAUUUGGUAUCAAAACAAACGGGCCCGCUGGAAGAACCAGAGUCUGGAGCAUGACUACACCAUGCUCCAGCUCCGGUUGGAGGCCAUGUUAGUGGAGACUGUUCAACUUCAAAAGGAAGUUGAACAACUUCGAGUAGAGCUCAAUAAAGUAAAAGCAGAACAAACACAACGCUAUAAACAUUACAACAACAAUAACAACCAUCGAUAUUCCAUGAAUUAUUCGAUCUCCAUAUGUGGUGAGGAAGCUCGGAGCUCAUCUAGGAGCUUGGAAGAAAAUGUGAACAAUAUAUAUUCUUUUGGUGAACAAGUUUUUGAAGUGGAGGAGAUGUAUACCCCUGGUUCUAUGAUGGGUUCGGGUCUUCGAGCUUUCGGGUGGGGAAAAAACUUAUUUUAGACAUAAUUCAAUGUUUAUCGAGUUGGCUACAGUCAUUCUUGCAUGAUAUAAUGAUAUUGUUGUGUGAUAUAUAACUGGCUUAUAACAUUCAUGUUGGAUUAUGGAUAGUUGUUUUGCAAUGCAAAUGUGUUGGAAUGUUAAUCCAUCAUUGUGUUUUUUUA
Helianthus annuus (common sunflower) is the source of this 806-nucleotide messenger RNA. Its product is annotated as homeobox-leucine zipper protein ATHB-52. The coding region runs from base 67 to 645 and encodes 192 amino acids. The record is from RefSeq and is a predicted model, not a curated record. Gene Ontology annotation, biological process: positive regulation of DNA-templated transcription. Gene Ontology annotation, molecular function: sequence-specific DNA binding; DNA-binding transcription factor activity, RNA polymerase II-specific. The transcript has a single exon. Gene Ontology annotation, cellular component: nucleus. NCBI's taxonomy places the organism in Eukaryota, Viridiplantae, Streptophyta, Magnoliopsida, Asterales, Asteraceae.